Hyalella azteca is the source of this 1040-nucleotide messenger RNA. RefSeq lists its product as uncharacterized. Bases 78 to 863 code for a protein of 261 amino acids. The record is from RefSeq and is a predicted model, not a curated record. The transcript has 4 exons. NCBI's taxonomy places the organism in Eukaryota, Metazoa, Arthropoda, Malacostraca, Amphipoda, Hyalellidae.
UUCGGUCUAUCGCCUGAAAAAUAAUUUACUGUAAAAAUAAUUGAAGGAAUUAACGUUAAAGAAAGCAGAGAGAAAAAAUGCAUUUUUUGUUGUUGUUUGUGACGUUGGGCGGGGUCUUGGGAGGUCUAACAGACCCUAGAACUCAAUACUCUGCAUUCAGAGACAUGAGGCUGCAGACCAGCUACGUCGUGGACUACAAGCAGACCCCUACUUUGUGUCAAUGCGUCACAUCUUGCCGCACCUCAGCCACAUGCUACGGUGUGGCAUACGGCCCCAUGUACGCCACAUCGGCCACCCUCGCCACCGGCACAUCCGGCGUCUGCCACAUAGCCACGCAGCCACAGGUGCCGUCCGGCCUCGUCAACUACACCGGCUACACCGCCCUCAUCCGCGGCAGGGUCGACUCAGGUUGCGACGAGAUCCUUGGUUACGAGAAGUUUGGUGCAGCGGGCUGCAUUUGGUUGUCAGACGUCACCCUUGACCGGGACUCCGGGCAAGCCGCGUGCCAAGCAAGGGGCGGCAACUUGGCAGUUCUUGACACGACUGACAAGUACGACGCUGUUGCCAAUCGGCUGCUGGCUAUACAACCGAAGCCCGGCCACCACUGGGUGGACGCCUAUUAUACCUUUAAUUCCCGCUGGUUGGCGCUGGCUACAAAUGACAUAUGUGACAGGACCCUGGGCCCCGGGACAGCCAGCUUUCAUGGCGGGCGCUCAUGCCAUCAUGAACAGCGACAUGAACUUUAUGCUAGCCAACCAGUGGGGCUCAGCCAAGUACAACUUCGUGUGCCAGAUGCCCGCCAAGUGGUAACUCAAAUUCUGGUUUUACUUCAUCUGUUAAUUGGCGUUUUAACGGAGCUUUGAUAACGCAUCCAAUGGUCUUUUUCUUCCUUUAUUGGUGUUUUAAAGGAGCUUUGAAAACGCAUCCAAUGGUCUACUUCUCUUCUUCUUUUAAUUGGUGUUUUAAAGGAGCUUUGAAAACGCAUCCAAUGGUCUUAUUCUUCUUUUAAUUGGUGUUUUAAAGGAGCUUUGAAAACGCAU